GAGUAUACGUGAAUGGACAGCGUACCGAUAUAGGUGUAAUUUUUGCUUAAUGUUAUCUCUUAAAAUGUUAUCAAAGAUUACUCUUCGGAAGAUGACAACUUAUUAUCUCAUUUUAAUUCAUUAAGGUGGACUGAAGUUAAAUUAUUUCGACUCUACAACGACAGGGUCAUGUAAGCGAUUCUAAGAGAUCUUGACAGAAUACAUUACAAACUGUGAUUUUUUUUUAAGAGAUUAUUUUUUUGUUCCAUACAAUUCUGAAGAAUUAAUUAUGAGUACUGUUAAUGGCAUGCUAGAUUAUGUUAACGGAGUUACUACACCACCAAUGCCUUGGUUUGGUAUGGAUAUUGGUGGUACUUUGGCAAAACUUGUCUAUUUUGAACCAACUGAUUCUACUCCAGAUGAAGCAGAAAGUGAAGUGGAAACAAUUAGAAAAAUUAGACAUUAUUUAAAAUGUAAUUCUGCUUAUGGUACUGCUGGGAAGAGAGAUAUUCAUUUACAGAUGGAUAAUGUGAAAAUAGGUGGUAGAACAGGCACUCUCCAUUUUAUUAGAUUUCCAACAAGCCAAAUGGCAACAUUCCUCGAGUUGGCAAAAUCCAAAGGAAUGGCAACCUUGGCUAGUACAGUUUGUGCCACAGGAGGUGGGGCUUACAAAUUUGAAGAAGAUUUUAGACGUGAAGUAAAUUUAGAAUUAUAUAAAUUUGAUGAAUUGGACUCAUUAAUUCGUGGUAUACAUUUUAUUGAAGCUAAUAAUCCAAGUGAAUGUUACUAUUGGUGUAAUCCAAAUGAAGAAACUUGUAGGAAAAGAAGAUAUGAUUUUACAAACUGCUAUCCAUUUUUAGUUGUAAAUAUUGGUUCUGGAGUUAGUAUUCUUGCUGUUUAUUCUCCUAAUAAUUAUAAAAGAAUUUCAGGUACCAGUUUAGGAGGUGGUACAUUUUUAGGGCUUUGUUGUCUUCUUACUGGUUGUGAAACUUUUGAAGAAGCCAUUGCUUUAGCAGAGAAAGGUGACAGUAAUAAAGUUGAUAAACUAGUUAAAGAUAUUUAUGGUGGAGAUUAUUCAAAAUUUAAUUUACCAGGUGAUAUUGUUGCUAGCAGUUUUGGUCAAAUGUCAAGUAAGGAAAAAAGAGCAGCAGUUACAAAAGAAGAUUUAGCAAGAGCAACAUUAGUUACAUUAACAAAUAACAUUGGUUCUAUAGCUAGGAUGUGUGCUGUAAAUGAGGGUAUUGAACGAGUUGUUUUCGUUGGAAACUUUCUGCAUAUCAAUGAACUUUCAAUGAAAUUACUUGCAUAUGCAAUGGAAUUUUGGUCAAAAGGAACUAUGAAAGCUGUUUUCUUAGAACAUGAAGGUUAUUUUGGUUCUGUUGGAUGUUUAUUAGAGCUGAUGAAGACAGGAAGUUAACAACAAUAGCUGUAAAGACGACAUUUACAAAUUCCAUCUUGUAAUAUAAAUACAUUUAUUCAAAUUUUUAUUUAGUUUUUCUCCAAUGAGAAGAAUAAUUUUUGUGGUUCUAUAUGGAACUAAUGAUACAGCAUUUUAGGAUAAUGGAUCAAUGUGACUUUUCACAAAUUGGAAUGCACUAUCAUUUUAGCUUUUUUUUUUUUCUUUCUUUCUUUUUGUAAUUAGAUUUUAUAAAAAAAAUUAGAAAUUAUAAUUUUUCCAUAUUAAUGAUAUAUAUAUGCAUUAAAAGUAAAUAAUUAUUUACAUUUCAAUUUAUUUGUGAUUUAAAUUACAUUGCCAUGAUAAAUGAUUGCUCAUUUCAAGAAAACCAAAGCAAUAGUCAAAGCCUAACAUUUUUGAGUUAGUUUUCUUGUAUCAUUUUAAAACUGCAAAAGAAUAUAACUCAAAUAUUCUGUUUGUAAAUCAAAAUUUUGUGUGUGUUACACAAUUCAAGUAGUUUAAUAUAAAGUUAAAUUUAUUUCAAUUAGACUUUCUUUAUUAUAUU
This is a messenger RNA of Centruroides sculpturatus (bark scorpion), 1940 nucleotides long. RefSeq names its product pantothenate kinase 3-like (gene fbl). Gene Ontology annotation, cellular component: nucleus; cytosol. Gene Ontology annotation, molecular function: ATP binding; pantothenate kinase activity. Gene Ontology annotation, biological process: coenzyme A biosynthetic process. The transcript is spliced from 9 exons. The coding region runs from base 269 to 1396 and encodes 375 amino acids. NCBI's taxonomy places the organism in Eukaryota, Metazoa, Arthropoda, Arachnida, Scorpiones, Buthidae. The record is from RefSeq and is a predicted model, not a curated record.